AACCAAAACUUAAACCCAAUUAAUCUCACCUCACUAAUUUCGUCACUUAGUAUAUCCCCCCUUCUUUCUCCUCCUACCAAACCAAACCAAAUUACCAAACACACACCAAAUACAAACAUCAAACAUCCUUUUUCAUUUCAUUUCUUUUAAUAAAAAUCUAAAACUCCCCCCCAACUGUCGUCCGAAGGAGCCGUUAAAACCUCCUCAUUUUCUCUCUCCUCAUCAACUGUUGCUUAAAGCCUCCUUCUUCUUUCUUCUUCUUCCUCCUUCUUUCUCUCUCCUCAAUUUUUCAUUACGUUUUCUCCUCUUUUUAAUCCCACCCCUUUUAUCCCCCAAACACCCCCACCCUAAAUAAAAAAAAAAAUCAAUGGAUUUUUCUGGGGUGGUGGGGGGAUCCAGUGCAACCGCAACCCACCUUAGUGUAAAUCAAGUUCUUGACUUUAUUCAAUCAGACGACUCAGAUUCAAAGAUCAAAGCUGCCCAAGAGAUCCGUCGUCUCACUAAAACUUCUCACCGUUGUCGUCGCCAACUUUCCCCUGCUAUUCCUCAACUCGUUUCUAUGCUCCGAGUUGACUCACUCUCUUCUACUGAGUCUGCUUUACUCGCUCUUCUUAAUCUCGCCGUUAAGGACGAAAAGAACAAGAUCAGCAUUGUUGCAGCAGGUGCAUUAGAUCCAAUAAUCAGCUUCCUCCAAUCGCCAAACACACGUCUUCAAGAACAUGCUACUGCUGCUUUGCUAACGCUUUCUGCAUCUUCAGUAAACAAGCCAACCAUUACUGCUUCUGGUGCAAUCCCUCUUUUGGUAGAUGUUCUAGAAAUCGGCACCCCACAAGCUAAGGUUGAUGCUGUCAUGGCUCUUUACAACCUCUCCACUCACUCAAACAACAUCACCCUAAUCCUUGAGACAGACCCCAUACCUCUCAUUGUUGACUUGCUCAAAACUUGCAAGAAAUCCUCAAAAACGGCUGAAAAAUGCACAGCCCUCUUAGAAUCUCUUGUAAACUUUGAUGAGGGUAGGAAUACUUUAGUGUCUGAAGAAGGAGGUGUGCUUGCAGUGGUGGAGGUCCUCGAAAGUGGAUCUCUUCAGAGUAAGGAGCAUGCUGUUGGGGCACUCCUAAAAAUGUGUGAGACAGAUCGAUGCAAGUACCGGGAUCCAAUCUUGAGAGAAGGGGUUAUACCUGGGUUACUUGAACUUACUGUUCAAGGGACUCCCAAGUCACAGAACAAAGCUCAGUUGUUGCUGAGACUGCUUAGAGACUCUCCUUACCCAAGGUCAGAUUUCCAACCUGAUACUUUGGAGAACAUUGUUUGCAACAUCAUCUCGCAAAUGGAUGGUGAGGAACAGUCGGGAAAGGCAAAGAAGAUGCUCGCUGAUAUGGUGCAAGUUAGCAUGGAGCAAAGCUUGAGACACUUGCAGCAAAGGGCUCUGGUAUGCACCCCUUCUGAUCUGUCUAUUGCCAGUUGCGCCUCUCAAGUUUCUUCCAAGUAAUCAUCAUAUGAUAAACUAAUUAUAGCCUCUCUUUUUUUUCUUCUUCAAUUCGGGACAUGCUUUUUACCAUAUGCUUUUCUUGGUAAGCUUUGUGAAAUAUGUUAAUUAGGCCAAAUGAGAAAGUUCGUAAUACUGCUGUGCAUACAAUGGAAAAUGCCAGUCCAGGCCAUAGUCUAUGGUAUCGAGUGACUGGUUGAUAUGGUGGGGAUAAAAAUAGGAAAAAACAAAAAAAAAACCCUUCUAUUUCUCAAGUAGUUUAUUGUUCUGUAAAGGAAACUGUUAAAUGAAUCAUGUAAUGUUUAUUCUGAAACCAAAAUCUUUAAUAUGCCUUUCUUACAAUUUCCCAUUUUUAA
Molecule: messenger RNA, 1842 nt
Organism: Chenopodium quinoa (quinoa)
Lineage: Eukaryota; Viridiplantae; Streptophyta; Magnoliopsida; Caryophyllales; Amaranthaceae
Product: U-box domain-containing protein 4-like
Exons: 2
Coding region: 368-1489 (373 amino acids)
Cellular component (GO): cytoplasm; nucleus
Molecular function (GO): protein binding
Source: RefSeq, a predicted model, not a curated record